AUGAGUGGACUGAACAUUAAGAAUAUUCACACGACGACUUACCAUCCAGAGAGCAACCCGGUAGAAAGAGUAAAUCGCGAAAUUGGGCGACUCUUACGCACAUAUUGUCAUAAGCAACACACCAACUGGUUAAGGUGGUUGGACAACAUCGAAUACUGGAUUAAUAAUACCACUCAUACCACCACCGAAUGCACACCACACUACCUAAUGUUUGGGGAGAAACCCAAACUAUCAAUCACGCGGCUAAUAAAUUUCCCUAAAGGCGAUCCAAAUGAAGCAGAGCCUAAAAUAAUACAAGUUGUGAUGAAGCGAUCGAAGAAAAAGUCUGAGUUACGAAACGCCUACAAAGACAGAGACAAGAAAUUUCCACAAUACAGCGUGGGAGACUCCAUACUGGUUAAAGAGCAUCGAUUGUCAUCGGCCGAGGAUAAGGAAACACACAAACUGUUUUUACUGUACCACGGACCGUAUAUCAUACAAAAAGUGCAUCCCAACAACACAGUAACAGUUCAGGAUAACGGGAAAUUCUGCACUUUCAACCUCAAAAACAUAAAAAAAUAUUAUGCAGACAAACCCAGCAUAGGUACGUCUCAUACAAACCAGUAA
Messenger RNA from Macrosiphum euphorbiae (potato aphid), 606 nucleotides. The record is from the annotation of a GenBank genome assembly. Lineage: Eukaryota; Metazoa; Arthropoda; Insecta; Hemiptera; Aphididae.